AUGUCUUCCGACGCAACACCAUCUUACGAACCCCUCCCCGCCCCUAGGCGGAUCAUCACAACCCACAAUGCUUCCGGCCAGGCAGUGAUCGACACCAGCAUCCCCCAAGAACUGGAAAAGACGGCCGCUCCAGGCGCGGACCUGUACCUCGCCUACACGGCCCCCUCACUCCCCGCGCAGCUCGCCGACGACGGCGAGCUGGUGUUCUACAAGUCCAAGCUGCCCCACAACGUCGGCAUCGCGGUCCCCGGCGGGCUCGUCACCCGUUUCGUCGACUUCCUGCCGGGAGGCCCCGAGGCGCCGCUCCACCGCACCGAGAGCAUCGACACGGGCGUCCUGAUCGAGGGCGAGCUGGAGCUGUUUCUCGACAGCGGGGAGACGCAGGUGCUAAGGCGCGGAGAUGCCAUUGUGCAGCGCGGCACGCUUCACGGGUGGAGGAACAAGAGCGAGACGACGGUCGCGAGGUUGUUUGUCGUCAUUGUGUCGGCGGAUUUGCCUACCGUCGAGGGGAAGAAGCUUGGGGAGUACGUGCCUAUGCCGGGUCUGGAGGCUCAAUGA
This is a messenger RNA of Colletotrichum truncatum, 558 nucleotides long. RefSeq names its product cupin domain containing protein. The record is from RefSeq and is a predicted model, not a curated record. NCBI's taxonomy places the organism in Eukaryota, Fungi, Ascomycota, Sordariomycetes, Glomerellales, Glomerellaceae.